Dromiciops gliroides (monito del monte) is the source of this 2195-nucleotide messenger RNA. It is a transcript of the gene CRABP2, whose product is annotated as cellular retinoic acid binding protein 2. Bases 136 to 552 code for a protein of 138 amino acids. The transcript is spliced from 4 exons. Lineage: Eukaryota; Metazoa; Chordata; Mammalia; Microbiotheria; Microbiotheriidae. Gene Ontology annotation, cellular component: nucleus; cytosol. Gene Ontology annotation, biological process: fatty acid transport. Gene Ontology annotation, molecular function: fatty acid binding. The record is from RefSeq and is a predicted model, not a curated record.
GGGGUUUCGCUGUGAUUGUCUCAUUCGCUCGUGGUGCUUAGAGAUCCCGCGGAGGGAAAGAGGAGGGGGUGGCUCCCGGAGCUUCCAGUUCUCCAAGCCCCAUUUCCAGGGGAAAGUUUCCCCACUCCUGCCAAGAUGCCCAACUUCUCCGGUAACUGGAAGAUCAUCCGUUCAGAAAACUUUGAGGACUUGCUCAAGGCGUUGGGAGUCAAUGUGAUGCUAAGAAAGAUUGCUGUGGCAGCUGCUUCAAAGCCAGCAGUGGAGAUUAAACAGGAUGGAGAGAGUUUCUACAUCAAAACUUUUACCACCGUGAGGACCACUGAGAUAAACUUCAAAAUUGGGGAAGAGUUUGAGGAGCAGACGGUGGACGGGAGGCCCUGUAAGAGCUUGGUGAAAUGGGAAAACCAGAACAAGAUGGUCUGUGAACAGAGACUCCUGAAAGGGGAGGGACCCAAGACCUCCUGGUCCCGGGAGCUGACCAACGAUGGAGAAUUGAUCCUGACCAUGACGGCAGACGAUGUGGUGUGCACCAGGGUCUACGUCAGGGAAUGAGUGCUGAAGGGAUGUCCUGAGAGGGUCUCCUACAUCUUCUGCAUCUCUCCCGCUCCGUAGCCUCCCAGUAACCAACCACUCAUCUUGAGAGUCUUUUGUUUACCUUGUCCCUGCUUUCCUUCCAACUCUACCCAGCUAGUCCUCUGCCCUGCCCCUUGUUAUGUCUGGAAGUCAAGAUCCUGAGCUCUUCUUAAAGCAUACCAGUGCUUCCUCUACCCUUCCCUAUUUCACAUGACCUAUCCUAAGUGAAUCCCUGAGCACCUUGGCCAGGAUUUUUGCUUCCCUCCCUCUGUCUCUGAUCCAGAGACAGCCUAGGAGAGGUCUUCUCCAUUUCUGAGAGAUUGUAAAAGAGAGAGAGAGCUCCCCACCAACAUGGAACAGAAGCCCAUGGUCUCUGCUUUAUCCCCAAGGCCUCUCCCUCUACCCUACAGCAUUCCCUUCCUUCCCUACAGCCCUGUAGCUGAUUCAGUUUAGAAUAUUUAUUUGUUAAUGUUAUUAAACCCUUUGAAAGUUAAACCUCUUUCUGACCACUAGCGUUUGAUUUUGGAGGGAGGAGGGAAACCUGGAAGAUGGGUGUGGGCAUAUGAAAAUGGGGAAUAAGUGACUGGGCAGCAGGUAAAAAGAUACAUUGCUUCUUACUGCCAAACCCUUUGAACAUAUGGCCAACAUUCCCUCUUUACCCACUUCUCCUUUGGUCCCCUGAAAUAUGGUUUCUGUUCCCACAACUCAACUGAAUGCUCUUUUAGAAGGGUACCAAUGACCCUCCUUUGUCAAAUCCAAUGACCUUCCCUCAGUUCUUAUUCUUCUUGACUUUCUGACGGCAUUUCCAACUGUCUACCAGUGUGGACAAGGGAAGAAGCCCUGGUCUCUGUGUCUAGAAGGCCUGGCUUUGAGUUUCCUGGCCCAGUUAUCCACUCUGUGUAAGAAAGGAGAACAAUACCUUUGCCACCUACCUCACAGGUUUGUUGGGAAUGGUUUUUAUUAGUCUUAACCACUCCCUUCUUCUUAAGACUUGGCUUGAGUGAAGAUGCAUUGUCCUUAUUUCCAUCCCUAUCUGCUAUCACCUCCUCAUCCUCUCUGUGGGCAUCCCUCAAGGCUCUGGCCUUAGUCCUCUGCCAUUCUCUCUCUAUCCUUUCAUCCCUUUGGUGAUCUCAUCUCCUCCUACACCUUCAACUGUCACCCCGGUGUGGGUGACUUCCAAAACUUCACCUCCAACUCGAUCUUCUCUCAUGCUCUUGUCCCAGAUUCCAAACUGCCUACUAGGUGUUUCCACCUUGAUAUUCCCAUUGGCCCCUCACAUUCAACACAUCUAAAAAUGAAUGCUUCCCCACCCCAAUGUCCAGGAGUAGCCUCAUUCAACUAGACCAUUAGACCAGGCACCCUGCUACCCUCAAAGCUUCAGACAUUGUUUUGUUUUUCUCUAUGUUCAGAUCUAUUCCCAACUUCCCUCAUUUUUCAGUGUCUUUUCAAUUCCAUCCCUUCCUUUCUUUUCAUACCUAUUUCCAACUCAUCUUCUCAAACCUGAAUUCUUUCUUAAAAUAGUAAACAUUUUUAUUUAAAGUUUUGAGUUCUAAAUUUUAUCCCUCCUUUCCUCCCUUCCCUCCCCACUCCCUGAGGAGGUAAGCAAUCAGAUAUAGGUCAUA